Messenger RNA from Oppiella nova, 972 nucleotides. The record is from the annotation of a GenBank genome assembly. NCBI's taxonomy places the organism in Eukaryota, Metazoa, Arthropoda, Arachnida, Sarcoptiformes, Oppiidae.
AUGACUCCGUGUAUGGGUUGUCUGGGUUUGGGUCACGAGAAUGCAGUGAAAACACCACAAAUUAUACCCGAAUUGUGUGAACAAAGGGUCCAACAGUUUAUCAAUGGACACGACUUUGUGCUGGCUAUCAAUGACAUGAAUCACGUGUUUAGUUGGGGUUACAAUGAAUGCGGACAAUUGGGUAGAGGACUGACACAAAGUGCUAUUUAUUCGCAUUUAAAACCGGAAAACAUAUCCCCAUUGAAUGAUAAGCGUAUAACACAUGUAUGUUGUGGUGUUCAACACUCCCUGGCCCUCACCACCAAUGGACAGGUGUACGCGUGGGGCCGCGACAAUUCAACUGAAAGUAAUUACAAAAAUCGUUUCAUUGAGUUGUCGGCCAUCGGUUUGGGAGGUUUCGGGACAGUGUUUAAAGUGAAGCAUAGAAUCGAUGAACACAUAUAUGCCGUCAAAAGAGUUGAAUUGAAGGACUUUUCUGAGGAUUAUAUGAAACGAAUUUUAAAAGAAGUGAAGAAUUUAUUGUCCGUUCGGUCAGAAUAUUGUGUUCAGUAUUUCAAUUCGUGGCCCGAAAGCAAACACCUCUACAUUCAGAUGGAGUUCUGUUCACAAAAUUUACGGAAUAUUCUCGAAAUUAAAUCAAAAGCAUUUGAUAGAUUAGGGGAAGUGAUGAGUGCUUAUGAGUACUUCAUUUCGUGUGAAAUAUUCCGUCAGAUCUUAGAAAGUGUUCAUUUACAACCUUAUUCACAAAGGGAUGACAUACUGAACGCACCGGUAGUUAAAUUGAAGCGAAUUCUAGUGUCAAUGGCUUCGACCCCAACGUUCAGUCAACGGCCCGACUGUUCACAAGUACUGCGAGAAUACAGCGAAUGGUCUGUCGAUCGGAAUAUUCUUAUGAGAAGGAUGUCCAUUGGACAGGCGUAUAGUAAUGAGUUGUUCGAAAAGUACUUGGACUGUAAUUUUCUCGAAAACUAG